AUGACGGCUUGGAUCACAUACUACUUUGUCGAGGCUGCGUGGUUUGCCGCGCGGCCAGUCCGUUUCGGGGACGCAACCGUGGCUGUCGACCUCACCGAGGACGUCUACCGCCCGGACGCAUUCAGGCCACGACCACGGUCGUUCAUCGUGGCGGCAGCAGCAGCAGCUGCUCGGGCACGAGCAUUUACCAACAGCCCAACGCCGACGACGACGCCGGGCGACAUGUCAGCCGAGCUGCCGCCGUACGAGGCGACCUCGGCUGCGUCUGCCUCAGACGGGCACGAGGUCGACUUUGCGCUCAGCACCGCGGGGCACGGCGGCGGCGGCGGCGGCGGCGGUGGUGGUCGUGGCGGUGGCACGUCGUGGGAUGAUGGGCAUCAUGCCGCCGCCCAGCAGGCCCAGCACUACAACAUGUUUGCCUCCGGUCCGGGCGCGGGGCGUCCGCUCGCCGAUCGAAAGGUGCCGCUGCCGGCUGCGCAGCAGCCAGUAAGGAGCACGAGCGAGCGAAGCGACAGAUCGUGGCUUGUCGUCCGCAACAAUGUGUAA
Messenger RNA from Vanrija pseudolonga, 546 nucleotides. RefSeq lists its product as uncharacterized. The transcript is spliced from 2 exons. The coding region runs from base 1 to 546 and encodes 181 amino acids. The record is from RefSeq and is a predicted model, not a curated record. NCBI's taxonomy places the organism in Eukaryota, Fungi, Basidiomycota, Tremellomycetes, Trichosporonales, Trichosporonaceae.